AUGUUAAAUGUGACUCGGGCCGUGGCUCGGAUGUCCGCCCAAAGACCUAUCCAUGUAAUUAUCAUGGUGUCUUUGAUGGCAUCCAUUGCUUAUUUGAAGAUUGUUGAUGAAUAUUUACCUUCAUCUUUACGUGGUGGUAGCUCUUCGUAUGUUGCUUAUUAUCAUCCACCAUCGAAAUCUGCUGAUUAUUCGAAAUGGCUGAAACUUGAUGGCUCCAUCGAUUUGGAAUCUGACUCGUCACCUUUUAAAGGAUGUCAUAUGGUUGCUGUGAAGCCGUUGGUGUUUAAAAGUGUAUUGGUUGCUACUGAGGCCCCUGAGCUUCCCUUAACUUAUCCAGGCCCCGUACCCAAUGAACGUGUUCUUGUAGUGGCUCCUGACAAACUUGAUGACUCCUUACGGGCAAUUGAAUCUAUUAAAGUCGAUGGAGUGGAUUGGAAGGCAAGAUCAGAUAAAAGAAUGUUCAAAUAUUAUGAAUAUUUGAAUCUGGCUAUAGCAAGACUUGUGACUGCUAUUCAAGAAGCUGAAAGCUUUGAUAUUAUGCUCAUAACUGUGGCUUACAUUGCAAUGCUUUAUACUUUGAUUAAAGUUUUUGUGGAUAUGAAGAAAGCUGGCUCAAACUUUUGGUUAGGGUUCUCAGCCCUUUGUAGUUCAACUUGUGCCUUUUUAAUUGGUUGGUUCGUCACAAAUAACUUUCUUACAAAUGAUCCUGUCACCAUAAGAUCAAUAAGUGAAGGUAUCCCAUUCCUUGUGGCUAUCGUGGGGUUUAAACAUAAGGUUUCUAUUGCAAAUGUCGUCAUGAGCGCUUCAAUGUCGUCAACCGUUGAUGUCCCUACUAUCGUUGCUAAAGCUGUGUCUUCUCAUACUUUAAGUUUCUUAAGAGAUAGUUUUGUGGUAAUCGGGGCCUUGCUUGCUUGUGUUAUCUAUGCUCCUCAUCUUAUUGGCUUGCAACAAUUCUGUGUGUUUGGAUCUGUUUUACUUACCUUUGAUGUUAUCUUUACCUACACUUUCUAUUCAGCCAUCUUGGCCCUAAAGGUGGAAAUCAAUAGAGCUCGUCGUACAGAAACUUUACAAGAAGCUCUAGAAGAAGAUGGUAUUAAUAAUUUAGCUGCUCAAAAAAUAGCCACCGGAACUUCUGAAGCAGAAUUUCCAAAUGAGAAACCCAUUUUCACUACUUCAAUUAUCUCCUUUAAAGUUGGUAUGAUUGCUGCUUUCUUUGCAUUCCAUAUUUUUUGGUUGGGUUCUUCUUGGUUGUAUACUUCAAGUACUUCAACCUCCGAACCUUUCAAAUUAUUUGUAACCUUGUCUCCUAAAUUGACUCCAACUGCUGUUAAACACGUUUCUAUUGGUAAAAAGGGUACUGUGGCUUUAAUCUAUUCUCCAACAGUUUUCAUGCCUAUGGGAUUCUUUGUUCAAGCUGAAGAUAUUGCUUUUGGUCUUUUACAAAAAGUAAGUGCUGCUGUUAGAGAUUCAUUUAUUUCCAAAUGUUUAUUAUUUGGUUUCGCUAUUUCCAUUUCUUCCAAUGUCUAUUUUUUAAAUGCUGCAAGAAGUCAUAGAAAUACUGCUAGUAUUUUGAUUAAUCAAGAAAUUUCCAAAUCAAAUACUCCAACUCCAUGCACUACUAAAGAUGAAACCGUUAGCAAACUUGAAGUUCACGAAAAGAAAGCAGGUAAAAAGAAGAAGGCAAAGAAUCAACCUAAUGGUUCAAUAAAUGGUGAUGCCUCGUCCAAACAACCUACUACACCCAAAUCCUUAUCUCUUGAAAAAUGUACUGAAUACUUGAAAGAGGGCCGUGUUAAAGAAUUGAAUGAUAGUGAUGUUAGUCUGUUGGUUAUCGCCGGUAAGCUACCACUUUAUGCAUUGGAGAAGCAAUUGGGUGAUACCACUAGAGCCGUUGUUGUUCGUCGUAAAGCUAUUGCUAAUCUUGCCAAUGCUCCUAUUUUGGAAACUGACAGAUUGCCCUAUGAAUACUAUGAUUAUGACCGUGUAUUUGGUGCUUGUUGUGAAAAUGUCAUUGGGUUUAUACCUUUACCUGUAGGUGUCGCUGGUCCAUUGAUUAUUGAUGAUAUUCCUUAUCAUAUCCCCAUGGCUACUACUGAAGGGUGUUUGGUUGCCUCCACCAUGCGUGGUUGUAAGGCUAUUAAUGCUGGUGGAGGUGUUCAAACUGUUCUUACCAAAGAUGGUAUGACAAGAGGUCCUUGUGUUAGAUUUCCUACUUUGAAACGGGCCGGUGCUUGCAAAAUAUGGUUAGAUUCUGAAGAAGGUCAAAAAGUUAUAAAGAAGGCAUUCAACUCUACAUCCAGAUUCGCUCGUUUGCAACAUAUCCAAACUGCCUUAGCAGGCACUACACUUUUUAUUAGAUUCAGAACCACAACUGGUGAUGCCAUGGGAAUGAAUAUGAUCUCUAAAGGGGUUGAGCAUUCAUUGAAAUUUAUGGUUGAAGAAUGUGGUUGGGAAGACAUGGAAACCAUUUCUGUUUCUGGUAACUAUUGUACCGAUAAAAAACCUGCUGCCAUUAAUUGGAUUGAAGGAAGAGGGAAGUCUAUUGUUGCUGAAGCUAGAGUCCCGGCAGAUGCUGUUCGUCGUGUUCUUAAAUCCGAUGUUGAUGCAUUGGUUGAGUUAAACAUUCAUAAGAAUUUAAUUGGUUCUGCUAUGGCAGGUUCUGUUGGUGGGUUCAAUGCUCAUGCUGCUAAUUUGGUUACUGCUGUUUAUCUUGCUUGUGGUCAAGAUCCUGCUCAAAAUGUUGAAUCCUCAAAUUGUAUUACCUUAAUGAGUAAAGAUGAACAUGGUAACUUACAAAUUUCCGUUUCAAUGCCUUCUAUUGAAGUGGGUACUAUUGGUGGUGGUACUAUUUUGGAACCUCAAGGUGCUAUGUUGGAUUUAUUGGGAGUUCGUGGUCCUCAUGCCACUAAUCCCGGUGAAAAUGCCAGAACUUUAGCUCGUAUUGUUGCUUCUGCAGUUUUGGCUGCUGAAUUAUCUCUUUGUUCUGCUUUGGCUGCUGGUCAUUUAGUCCAAUCUCAUAUGCAACAUAAUAGGAAAGGUGCUGCUACACCUGCUGCAACUCCCAAUGGUGCUAUUGAAUCAUCAACCGAGGAAUUAAAACGUCUAAAGGAAGGUUCAACCACUUGUAUCAAAUCCUAA
This is a messenger RNA of Lizanozyma spartinae, 3138 nucleotides long. It is a transcript of the gene HMG1, whose product is annotated as hydroxymethylglutaryl-CoA reductase (NADPH). Gene Ontology annotation, cellular component: peroxisomal membrane; endoplasmic reticulum membrane. The record is from RefSeq and is a predicted model, not a curated record. Gene Ontology annotation, biological process: ergosterol biosynthetic process; isoprenoid biosynthetic process; coenzyme A metabolic process. The coding region runs from base 1 to 3138 and encodes 1045 amino acids. NCBI's taxonomy places the organism in Eukaryota, Fungi, Ascomycota, Pichiomycetes, Serinales, Debaryomycetaceae. Gene Ontology annotation, molecular function: hydroxymethylglutaryl-CoA reductase (NADPH) activity; protein binding. The transcript has 2 exons.